AUGGCGGGGGGAUCCAAGAAGGAGAAGGCUGUGGAGGGGAGCGAUCCUACGGCCAAGCUCACCGACGACAUCCUCGUCGAGGUCAUCUCGCGCGUCCCCUACAAGUCCACCUGCUGCUGUAAGUGCGUCUCCACGCGCUGGCGCGACCUCUUCUCCCACCCGGACCACCGCAAGAAGUUGCCCCAGUCCCUCGCCGGCUUCUUCUAUGAAGGUUAUAACAGAAAUCGCUCUCCCAAGACAGCUCGAUAUUUCACCAACGUGUCAGGGGAAGGCGACCCUUUCGUCGACCCGUCCCUCGCGUUUCUGCCCAACUAUAAGAGCCUUGAAAUCUUGGACUGCUGCAAUGGCCUCCUCCUCUGCCGCUGCUGGAAGGAGACUGAUCCCAAGACAUUGGAUUACGUUGUGUGCAAUCCCGCCACUGAGAAAUGGGUGGUCGUCCCUCCCACCAACUGGUCCAGCGAGGUGGAGGUCACUCGGCUGGGGUUCGAUCCGUCUGUCUCCUCCCACUUUCAUGUGUUUGAAUUCAUAGAUGAGGAUGUGUGGGGUACAGAAGAGGACAAGCUAAAUGAUUGCAGUGGACGCAUAGAAAUGGUGUCAGUUUACUCAUCCAAAGCUGGUGUUUGGAUGCACCACCGAACAGCUGAUCACAAUUUAUUUGCGAUACCAAGGCAUUCAAAAAGCGUAUUUUUCAAUAGGAUCCUGCAUUUGGCUGCCUUCGAUGACAUGGUAGUGACCUUGGAUGUCAAAGGAAGUCUUUUAUGGAUCAUUGGUACUCCUGCAUCAUCCUGUAAUGAUUCUUCUAUCAAUGAUAUUUUUCUAUCAAAUGGGCAGCUACAUUUUGCAGCUAGUGCUGAUUCUGUAUGCCUAUCAGUCUGGGUUCUUGAGGACUAUGAACGAGGAAAGUGGACCUUGAAGCACAAUAUCAGCCACUCGCAACUGUUUGGAGUAAUGUAUUCAGAGCAUGAUUACAAUGUCAUCUCAUUUCACCCUGAACGCAAUAUGAUUUUCAUAGUCUGUGGGCAUGAGAACACACUAAUGUCAUAUGAGAUGGAUUGCAGAAAGCUUUAUUUUAUAAGUCAACUUGGACGGGAUGGCCAAAUUAAAUGUGGCAAGACUCCUUAUAUUCCAUAUGUUCCCUUGUUCUCGGAGUCAUUGGCAGAUGGACCUUAA
Messenger RNA from Triticum turgidum subsp. durum (durum wheat), 1170 nucleotides. The record is from the annotation of a GenBank genome assembly. NCBI's taxonomy places the organism in Eukaryota, Viridiplantae, Streptophyta, Magnoliopsida, Poales, Poaceae.